This is a messenger RNA of Etheostoma spectabile (orangethroat darter), 2414 nucleotides long. It is a transcript of the gene trim32, whose product is annotated as tripartite motif containing 32. NCBI's taxonomy places the organism in Eukaryota, Metazoa, Chordata, Actinopteri, Perciformes, Percidae. The record is from RefSeq and is a predicted model, not a curated record. The coding region runs from base 141 to 2195 and encodes 684 amino acids. The transcript has 2 exons. Gene Ontology annotation, molecular function: zinc ion binding; protein binding.
CGUCGUCAUGACUGCAGUCUACCCAAUGAGUCUAGCAUUAGCUACCUAGCAGCUGCAGUAGCAGAACCACAGCACGCCCAUCAAAACCUCUGAACUUCCAGUUCCAACCAGCUAUCAUAGAAGAAAAGGAAAGCACCAUAAUGGAGGCAACAUCUUCCCAGCUGGACCCAGAUCUAAUAAGGGAGGUUCUUGAAUGCCCUAUCUGCCUGGAGACCUACAACCAGGAUCAAAUGAGGCCCAAGCUCCUGCAGUGUGGUCACACAGUGUGCCGGCAGUGUCUAGAGAAGCUGUUGGCUAAUACUAUAAAUGGUGUGCGCUGCCCCUUCUGUAGCAAGGUGUCCCGUAUGAGCAGUAUCUCCCAAUUGGCCGAUAAUCUCACUGUGCUCAAGAUCCUAGAUUGUACUACAUCCUGCAGUGCUGCUACUGCUGCCCUAAUGUGCAAGUCCUGCUGCAACCGCCUGCCACGACAGUACUGCCAUGAUUGUGCUACAGUCCUCUGUGAGCUCUGUAAAGGUGAGGGCCACCUGCAUCAAGGCCAUUCAGUCCAGCCAAUUAGGGUGGCUGCUGAACAGCGUCGUAAAGAACUUGGUGGAAAGCUGACUUCUCUGCGUGAUGUAAUGGGCGAUAUUCAGAAGAAAAAGACAGCUAUUGAAAACAUCUCCAAGUCCUUGAGACUAAAGUACCAGGCAGUGCAGCAGGACUAUACUUCAGCUGAGCUACGUCUUCAAGAGGAACUCAGCAGGUCUCGAAGGACAUUCACAGCUUCCAUGGCAGAAGUGGACAAGCUUAAUGGACAAGUCCUGGAGGAGCAGACAUAUCUCCUCAACAUUGCAGAGGUAAAAGUGGUGUCACGCUGUGAUUAUCUGAGAAUGCUGGUGAGGCAGAGCGAUAUUGCUUUGCUAAAGGAUGAUGGCGAAGGCAAUGAUGAUGAAGAGCUGGAUUUAAGGAGCAGCUUGCCCAUCAUGUUUCAGCUGCAAGAGCCAGAGCUGGUCAGAACAGAGCACUCUAAACCUGUAGAAGUGGGCCAAGUGACCACAAAUACUUAUACUGUCAAUACAGAGGAUGAGGAGAGUGGUUUGGAGAUAGCACUUGAUGGUUAUGUAGAGAGUGAAGCUGGUACAAUAGGGGCUACUGGUGGUGGAAGGGGGGCAAUGGAUCAUUACCGAGAUAUUGACAUGCUUGCAGCUGUAGAGGAUGCAGCAUGUGGUUCACCAGGCAGCUUUAAGUCAAAGUCUAUGGAUGCAGGUGGGGGAUCACCUGGAGGAGCUGAGGCAAGUGCAGGGCCGCCAGUCUGCCAGUUUGUGAAGAAGAUGGGCUGCAAGGGAACAUUACCUGGCAUGUUCAAUUUACCAGUCAGCAUCUGUGUAGCACAACAAGGUGAGGUCCUGGUGGCUGACCGUGGCAAUUACCGCAUCCAGAUAUUUAAUCGCAAAGGUUUCCAGCGUGAAAUCCGCCGCAAUGCCAGUAGCAUUGACAACUUUGUCCUGAGCUUCCUUGGGGCUGAUCUGCCUAACCUCAUCCCCUUAUCCAUUGCUGUCACUCCUCAAGGCCUGAUUGGGGUCACUGACAACUAUGAUAACUCAGUUAAAGUCUACACUAUGGAUGGACACUGUGUGGCUUGCCAUAAGAACCAGCUGAUUAAACCCUGGGGCAUUGCUGCAAUGCCAUCAGGUCAGUUUGUCGUGUCAGAUGUGGAAGGUGGCAAGCUGUGGUGUAUCACAGUGGACCGCAAUCUAGGUGUGGUCAGCUACAAUCGAUUGUGCUCUGCUGUACGGCCAAAGUUUGUGACAUGUGAUGCGGCUGGAACAGUCUAUUUUACCCAGGGCCUAGCCCUGAACUUUGAAAAACGUCACAAUGAGCCCCAUCUGGAAGGUGGCUUUUCUAUUGGCUCAGUGGAUACAGACGGCCAGCUAGGCAAGCAGCUCAGCCAUUUCUUCUCAGAGACAGAGGACUUCCGCUGUAUCACCGGCAUGUGUGUGGAUGUCAAUGGGGAUUUGCUAGUAACGGACAGUGGCAGGAAAGAAAUCCUCCAGUUUCCCAAAGAAGGUGGAUACAAAAUUCUUAUCCAUGAAGGGCUGACCUGCCCUGUAGGAGUGGCCACCACCCAGAAAGGACAACUGCUUGUGCUGGAUUGUUGGGACCACUGUGUCAAAGUCUACACAUACAUUCAGAGGAGGCACUCCUCUACUUCAUAGAGGACCUGUCCAGUCUUUCUGCACAUAAAAGGUUUAGUGUAUGUGUUGGUAGGUGUGUAUAGAAAUUUGGAAAAGGUUAUCAGUCACUUUAGUUUGGCUGCAUUCCAAACAAGUCUCACUCCAGCAUUCAUUGAGUUAAUAAAUUAAUAUUCUAGUCAAUUUGGUUUAAAACCCACUGACUUUCAAUUGAAUACCUCAAAUUAAAAAUAUGCUACUUAA